Neolamprologus brichardi is the source of this 4880-nucleotide messenger RNA. Lineage: Eukaryota; Metazoa; Chordata; Actinopteri; Cichliformes; Cichlidae. The record is from RefSeq and is a predicted model, not a curated record.
CUCCGGUUCAGUCUGCAGGAAACUAAAAGAAGUCGGAGCAGUAAAUACGUGUCCAAUUCAACAUUUCAGCACGCAGCCCUCCAGACCGGACACUGCGGCGUGACAUAGCUACAGAUUUUCUGCAUCCGUUUGUGCGGGGUGCACAGCCGGCCAGCCUGUCAGCUGAGUAGUGAAGCGAGCACUCGCAUAUCAACGAAUAUGGUGGACUCCACGUUGGAUCAAGUGGGAAAAAAUCUGAGUGAAGCCAUGAGGUUCCUGGGAGAGGAACAGAGAGAGCCGGAGGCAGCAACAGAGAGACAGCAUUUCAGCAGAAGCUGCAUCCCUGGACCCCUUCAGGGAGAUGGUCAGGAUGUUGCCACUGUACUGCGCCUGGUUCAUAACCUUAUUCAUGAAGAGGAGGAUGAAGAAGAUAAACCCAGUCAGAACAGGAUGCAGAAUGUGGGUGAACACGGUCAGAUGGCAUUGCUGGGUCACAGCCUGGCAGCCUACAUCUCAAUGAUGGACAAAGAACAACUGCGAAAGCUGACCACUCGGAUCCAGUCUGACACCACCCUGUGGCUCUGCAGGCUCUUCAGGUAUGAGAAUGGGUCUACCUGCUUUCAUGAGGAUGACAGGGAUGGCCUUGUAAAAGUGUGCCGGCUCGUUAUCAACGCUCGCUAUGAAGAAUAUGCCACUGAGGGUUAUGUGGUCCUAAACACCAGGCAGCCAGUCAUCUAUCAGAGUGCCUCCUGCAGGCCUGGUCUCGGACAGCAUCUGUGCAGCCAGCUUGGCCUGCCUCUCUCCAGUUUGUGCACAGUGCCAUGCAACACCCUCUUUGGAUCCCAACACCAAAUGGAUGUUGCCCUGUUGGAAAAACUCAUCAAAGAGGACAUAAAUGCAGGGAAGCUUCCUUUGUUGCUGAUUGCCAAUGCAGGUACCCCUGGAGCAGGGCACACAGACAAGUUAGGUCGACUGAAGGAACUGUGUGAUCAGUACAACAUGUGGCUUCAUGUAGAGGGGGUUAAUCUGGCGACCCUAGCACUGGGUCAGGUCACCUCUUCUAUCAUGGCAGCCACCAGAAGUGACAGUAUGACACUGACACCAGGUCCGUGGCUAGGACUGCCGGCUGUGACUGCUGUCACCCUCUACAGACAUGAAGACCCUGCACUGUCUCUGGCAGCAGGUUUAACUUCCAGCCACCCUGUGGAGAAGCUACGGGCACUGCCUCUCUGGCUGUCCCUACAGUACCUUGGUCACAAUGGAAUUGUUCAGAAGAUAAAACAUGCUACUACUCUGAGCCAGCUGUUCCUUCAGAAAGUACAAUCUCUAACCUGUAUCAAAACAUUGGUUGAGGAUGAAUCAGACUCUCCUGUGGUGCUAUUCAAAUUUAACCAAGAAGAAAAUACUGCAUCCAGUGAGAGUUUCUGUGCUGGAGAAAAAGAGGUCCUUGAUGCCUUCAACAGAUGGCUGGGUGAAGAGCUGGCUGAACUUGUUCCCACCAGUGGAAUAGAUGUGGUGGAGCUUGAAGACGAGGCCACCUGCGUACGCUUCAGCCCCCUCCUGACAGCUGCAGUUCUGGGGACCCGGGAAGAGGAUGUUGAGUCCAUUGUGGAGAAAAUGACAGAGCUGGUAUUUGUAAUGAGCUCCACAAUGUCCCUCAGAGAAGACUUCAGAGAGGAAACACAUAAACGUUCACCCUCACUCAGAUACAUAAACGAGUUCGCCUGGCCUGGACUGGGAGUUGUCCGGUAUGAGAUGCAGGCUAAUGGAAUGGAUGAGGACAGGAAGAAGCAGGAGCAGGAGAAAAUUAACACUGAGCUACUCAAGAAACUGCAAGACCUUGACACUGACAUCCUGUUUUCCACUGGCCCUGAGUUCGUGACAGAGCAGGGCUGCAUUUUUGUGGGAAUGGUGACAGAUGAUGUUGAUGUUUCAGACCUGGUGGAUACAAUAGCUGCCCUGGGCAGGGACAUAGAGGAGAGCGGGAAGUUGCUGCAGAACAUGACAGAGGUGGUGAGGAAAGGCAUCCUGGAGGCAGAGCUGCAGCUGCAAAAGGCUAAUGAGGAGAAACUCGUGGAGGAGGGAAUGCUGAGACAGCUUCCUGUGGUUGGCUCUGUGUUAAACUGGUUCUCUCCAAUCCAAAGCUCCAUAAAGGGACGGACAUUCAGUCUUGCAGCAGGUUCUCUGGAUUCCACAGAAGUGACUUACUCCACAAAAGCCCAAGCUGACAGGCCAUCCCUGCAGGACACUCCCAUUUCUUCAUCAAAGAAACUGCCAGCUUUCUUGCUCAAGUUUAAGGUCAGAAGUUAUUUCGACGUGCAGGUGCGAGCACAGAUUCGACUGAAACCAGCUGCACACAGGCUGAGGCAACAUUCCAGGAGGAAAAUCCUACUGGGAUCGGCAGCAGCAUCAACCCUCCGAUCUCUCCACCUACACCAGAGGCGCCACAUCACACCUCAGGCGAUUUGGUACCAGAGAAAAACCUGAAGUCGUCUUCUGAGAUCGAUGACUUGGAAGCCUCAGAAGAGAUGCACCCUGAAGGCCAAGAGGCAGAAGAGAGCACAAGAUAGGAUGACUGUUUCUGCUGGUUUUCUAACCAUCUUAGAGCAACUAGCCUAAAAGAUGCUUUAAAAAAAGUUACUGUGUAAAAUGUAAAUAAAAACAGAAUGCAAUGAUUUGCAAAUCUCAAACUCAGAACACAGAAAACAUGUCAAAUGUUUGAACUGAGAAUAUAUAAUUUUAAGAAAAAUGCUAGCUCAUUUUAAAUGUAAUGGCAGCAACGUGUGUCAAGCUGAGAUAGGGCAACAAAAGUCUGGAAAAGUGACACAAAGCAGGACAACUUGCAACUGCAGUAAUUAACUGACAACAAUUCAGUAGCAUGACUGGGUAUGAAAAGAGCUUCUUAGAUUGACAAAGUUUCUCUGAAGUAAACAUGGACAGAGGUUCACCAAUCUGCAAAAACCAGCUUUAUUCUAAAAUUAUGGAGCAAUUUGAGAACAUCUCUGUGGCUAGCAUUCCAAACAGUUCAGAACAAAAUACAGCAAAGACAACCCCAGGACUGUUGAGCAGAUACUCUUCUUUCAGACAAGAAUAGGGCAGCUCUCGUCUCCCAAAGGUCAAGCCUCCUCGUUUCCCAGACAUUUACAGAUUGUUAAAAGAAGCUGGGAUGCUACUCAGUAUGAACCUAUGCCAAAUUCCAAGUUAUGUUGCUGUCAUCAAAUUCAAAAUGACUGUUGAAUGUUUUCCAUCAGAUGUAGGUGCAUUAAAUUGUGAUCAGCUGAGGCAGUCAUCAGUGCUACCUGUCAGUUGAUUAUAACGUUUUAGUGUAGAUUUUUCUAUCAAACGGGGGAUGGGCUGAAGUUUGUCAGCUGAUUCAUCUGGUGUUGGAUUACAGAGCAGAGGAGCAGCCAUAUUAUAGAUUUCUUUUCAGAUUUUAAAUAAAAUAUUUAUUAGAACUCUGGAAAUGAAGCAGCUUAAAGUUAGUUUUGACCCCCUUACUGUGAAUGGUUGAAGCAAAUUUGCCUUCAAACAUUCAUGUGCGCAUUAACAUACAGUAAGAGUCAAUUUGAAUUUUACAACAAUAAACAAUCUUUUCUAUAGAAACAUUUCCCUAUUAACAAACACAGUGCACAUUAGCCAGAGCUGUGUAAAGCAGAAUCUGAUUAUGGGACAUGUGAGAUGUUCCCGUUUUUAUUCACAAAAUGUACUUUUGACUCAUCUCUUACCACAAGGGGUUGCUACAGAGCGAUUUAUGCCAGAUGCCUUUCCUGACUCAGUCUCAAAGGGUAUAUGUGUGUCCAGCUGGAAUUGAACCAGCAAACUUUCACUUGCCAAGCAAAAGUGUAAACACUACACUAGAAAACUACUUUUUACACAAUAAUUGAACCUGAGCAAAAAGUGGGCUUCUGCCACAGAGAAGCUUUGCCUCAGGUAUUCACUGUAUGAGGGAGAAUACUCUUUUCUCCAAAAUAUUAUCCUUAAAAUGUAAGUACUAUAUCAGAGGGACAAUCGGGGUUAGGGUGCUUUGUUUUUUCAGUUUCACCGGUUGCCUGUAUCUUAUGUCUUACUCGUACUUACAGGCUAUGUGAACAUACUGUAUGCAUUUUCUACUACUUACAAAAUGGAUUGUUUUCCUUGACUCUAAAGUAGCGCAUCAAAUAAUCAUUUAUGAAGAGGUUUUGUGUUUUAUUAUUUUAUUAUUAAAAUUAGGUGACAGGAGAGGAAAUGGUUAUUUUUUCCAGCUAUUACUUCGGGGACACGUUUUUAAAUGAAUUGUACAAAAAUAAUUUACUAAGGUUUAUGGUAGACGCACUAUUGAUGCUUUAUUGAAACAGAAAUUUAGCUAAUGUCACAACACUAAUCUUCAACCCUACCAAUAUAAAACGACAUAAAUCACUGGCAAACAUGACAUGGUGGUUUUGCCUCUGCAAGAACAAAAGUCAAAACCCUAAAUUUAGCUGGAUGUUUUCUUAGUUGCUUUGAGCCAGGUGCUGGUGGAAGGUUUACUGUAAAGAGUAAAGAAUGGUUGGAAUGAAGUUUAAAAACUAAUUGCACUUAUACUUUAGACAAUUAUUGUUCUGCUGCUUUGCAUUUAAAUGAAAUGAAGAUUAAUUUUAUUGUUUUUGUUUUGGGUUUUUUGUUACAAUUCUAAUGCAAAAAUAAGUUUCUAUAUUGAAAAAAGUCUUGAAAACUUGAUGUGAAUACAUCACCGUCUAGAUGUUUAAUGUGUUUGGAAUCUUUUUCGUUUGUUCUUGUUGGUGUUUUUAAGCACAGAAAUUCUUUUGUUGUAACUUCUGUCACCACAUGUCCAGGGUUCGGGUAAUUUCUGAUUAACUGUGUCUGAUUUUUAGUCUUUCUUUGUUCAGUUGGGAGUUGAUCAUUAAACGCAGCAGUCAUGUUAA